Molecule: messenger RNA, 330 nt
Organism: Pseudomassariella vexata
Lineage: Eukaryota; Fungi; Ascomycota; Sordariomycetes; Amphisphaeriales; Pseudomassariaceae
Exons: 1
Coding region: 1-330 (109 amino acids)
Source: RefSeq, a predicted model, not a curated record
AUGCCGGAGGGUUUCCCACGUGUGCAGACGAUAUGCUGGGCCUAUCCGCUACAAACUAUCAUGAUCUUUCCUGCUGCUUUCUUGUACCUAGAUCCCAUUGAGGAAGUUCCUAUCCUGACCUUUGCAAACCGGAAAGUCCACAUCAGCAAGGAGAUCCCGGAUUUCGGCCAAGAGGACAUUACCAACCUGCUGUUGCCUCGUCUGGUACCGCUCCUGAGGGGACUGACUAAGGGUUUCCUGAAUACGGGUGAUGAUGUGACUAUGAUCGCAGUUGAGCAAGUCGUCCAGGGCAUGAACCUUAACGACGAAGCUUGGCCGAAAAGAAUCUAG